Molecule: messenger RNA, 1209 nt
Organism: Medicago truncatula (barrel medic)
Lineage: Eukaryota; Viridiplantae; Streptophyta; Magnoliopsida; Fabales; Fabaceae
Product: GDSL esterase/lipase At1g29670
Exons: 5
Coding region: 121-1176 (351 amino acids)
Molecular function (GO): hydrolase activity, acting on ester bonds
Source: RefSeq, a predicted model, not a curated record
CAUACAAAUUUUUGUCUUUCAUCUCUAUAUAUAUAUAUAUUUAGCUACACCUGCAAAUCUUGUGCUUGGAUUCCAAAUAUUUUGGAUCAGAACAAACUUUUGACAUUUUUUCUUUUUGAUAUGGAUCAUAAGACUAAGUUAUGGAUGGUGUUUUUCUUCUUCUCAAGUGCAACAUAUUGUGUUGUUGGGAAGCCCCAAGUACCAUGUCUUUUCAUUUUUGGAGAUUCUUUAUCAGACAGUGGAAACAACAAUAACCUAGCUACCGAUGCCAAAGUUAAUUACAGGCCUUAUGGGAUUGAUUUUCCAGCUGGUCCUACCGGAAGAUUUACCAAUGGCCGUACUUCAAUUGACAUAAUCACUGAACUUUUGGGAUUUGACCAUUUUAUCCCACCUUAUGCAAAUACCCAUGGUGCAGACAUAGUUCAAGGUGUUAAUUAUGCAUCCGGUGCAGCAGGGAUCCGCAAUGAGACUGGAACACAGUUGGGUCCAAAUAUCAGCAUGGGAUUGCAGUUACAACAUCACACAGACAUUGUUUCCCAAAUUGCUAAGAAACUUGGAUAUGACAAAGUGCAACAACACCUUAACAAGUGUUUGUAUUAUGUGAAUAUAGGCAGCAAUGAUUUCCUUAACAAUUACUUCCUGCCACAACAUUAUCCAACUAAAGGAAAGUACACUACUGAUCAGUAUGCUGCAGCUCUUGUCCAAGAAUUAUCAACUUAUUUAAAGGCUAUACAUGGGCUUGGAGCAAGAAAGUUUUCUUUAGUUGGAUUAAGCCUUCUAGGUUGCGUUCCACAUGAAAUUUCUACCCAUGGGAAAAAUGAUUCAAGGUGUAUUCAAGAGGAGAAUAAUGCAGCACUACUUUUCAAUGACAAACUUAAACCCCUCGUUGACCAUUUGAAUAAAGAAUUAACUGAUUCCAAAUUCAUCUUCAUUAACAGUGCUGUCAUAAGACUUAGUCAGUUAAAGCUACAAGAUCUUGUGAAAUGUUGCAAAGUGGGGUCAAACGGACAGUGUAUCCCUAAUACGAAACCGUGCAAGGCAAGAAACCUACAUCCAUUUUUUGAUGCAUUUCAUCCAACUGAGGUGGUCAACAAAUUGUCUGCAAACUUAGCUUAUAAUGCUCCUGCUCCAUCCUUUGCAUACCCAAUGGAUAUCGGUCGUCUUGUUAAAUUGUAAACAAGAUGGAUCUCUCUUGUCUAUAUUUAUCUG